This is a messenger RNA of Chlorella variabilis, 1296 nucleotides long. RefSeq lists its product as hypothetical. The transcript has 9 exons. Lineage: Eukaryota; Viridiplantae; Chlorophyta; Trebouxiophyceae; Chlorellales; Chlorellaceae. The record is from RefSeq and is a predicted model, not a curated record. Gene Ontology annotation, cellular component: endoplasmic reticulum membrane. Gene Ontology annotation, molecular function: Hsp70 protein binding. Gene Ontology annotation, biological process: cellular response to misfolded protein. The coding region runs from base 172 to 1296 and encodes 374 amino acids.
ACCCAACCUCCCGGCCCCCGCGCUCCCCGUGCCAGCAACCUCCCUGUCACUCCCACCUCAACGACAGCGCCCCUGCACUUGCUCAGCGCUGCCCCACAGCCCCCGGGGUGCCACCCCCCGCAUUACUCACCAGCCUCCCCUCAGACGCCACCAUCACGGCUGCCCUGCGCUAUGACGGACCCCUGUGACCUAGCCAAGGAGUGGGGCCGCCAUCACCUCCAAUGCCGGACGCGCAGCGGCAAGGGCAUUGCCGCCGUCGUGAGCGCCGAGGCCGAGCUGCCGCUCACGCCGCGCGACGCGUUCCAGCUGAUGGCCCACCCCGACAACGCAGCCAUCUUCCGCGGCAUCGAGCGCUGCACCUACCGCAGCGUGCUGUGGAGGUCCGGGCGCGCCGACGGGCGGCAGACUGUGGAGGUGGAGAACGAGUCAGACUGGCACUUCCUGUUCUUCAAGGGCAGCAUCCAGACCCGCAUGCUGGUGCACGAGGACCCCUCAGCCGGCACCAUCCACGUGCGGCUGGCGCCCGCCGGAGGCACCGCGCCGCUGCAGCACAUGACGGGCAAAUGGACGUUUGCGCCCGGCCGCACGCCCAGCAGCAGCCGCUUGACUUUGGAGCAGGAGGUGCACCCUCGCGGCCUGCACCCUUUCUUCCACAACGGAUUCCGCGCCGUGGCGGGCCUGCAGGAUGCCGAUGCCGAGGUGGAGCGCAUCCUAAAGUACGAAAAGAACUUUUACUACGUGCUCAAGGUCCGCAAGGACACGCCCAUGGGCGAGAUCAAGGCCAACUAUUACAAGCUGAGCCGCCUGGUGCACCCGGACAAGUGCAAGCACGCCCGGGCCGCCGACGCUUCCGCCGUGCUCAACCAGGCCUGGGGCACGCUGAACAACGCCAUCAAGAAGCGCGCCUAUGAUGCCUACGUGGACGACAUCAACGUAGAUGCUCCCGAGGGCAUGUCGUAUGCUGAAUGGGAGGCCAGCAACGCCAUGCAGCAGGUCAAGCUGCCCAAGUGGCUGGAAGCCUUCCUGCGCAUCCCGGGGGCAGGCAUCAUCAUGCUGCUCAUCCUCUUCCCCCUCACGCUGAUCCUGCUGGCGCUGCUGCUGGCCCUCUUCAUCAUCUGCAUCCCAAUCAACAUCAUCGCCCGCUGCCUGGGCUGCGCGCCGCCGCCGCCGCCGCCCGGCGCCGAGGACGACGCCACGCAGGCGCAUGCGGGCAUGAGCGCGGAGGAGGCGGCGGCGCACGCGGCGGCGCGCAACGCAGAGGCGCGGCGCGCGCCGCAGGCACAGGCCAUGGCAUAG